Molecule: messenger RNA, 2154 nt
Organism: Vidua macroura (Pin-tailed whydah)
Lineage: Eukaryota; Metazoa; Chordata; Aves; Passeriformes; Viduidae
Gene: CD58
Product: CD58 molecule
Exons: 10
Coding region: 23-1102 (359 amino acids)
Source: RefSeq, a predicted model, not a curated record
UUUGCUUUCUGCCUGAGCAGUGAUGGUGUGGGCACCCAUGUGGCUGCUGGCUUCGUUCCUGUGCCUUUCGCCCCUCCUGGCACACAUCUACUCUAAGGACCUAGUUGGCAUCAUGGGAGAAAAUUUUACUUUUCCAGUACAAAUAGACCGAAAAAUAGUGGAAACUAUCUGGAAGAAAAACAAAGAUAAAGUGGCUGAAUGGGAAGAGCAAAAUAAACCGACAUAUUUUGGUCCUCUCCGCGACAGGAGUGUACUUAUGGAGAAUGGAUCCUUGACUAUAGUUAACUUGGAGAAGGAUGAUGCUGGCACAUAUGAGUUACAGUACUGGGAUUCUGUGACAGAUCACCACUUAAACUUUGUACUUUUUGUGUUAGAUUCCCUUCCAGAACCUAAAAUAAGUUGCAACACCAGUGGUGAUGAACUUGUACUAAGCUGUACAGCAAAUUUCCAGGGGUCUCUGAAUUAUGCUUGGAAGCUCAGUAACGAUCCAUGCAGUUAUCAGAACCAGGAGCUUUCCAUCCCUUUGGAGAAUGUUGAUACUACCACCAAUGCUACAUGUAUCAUUAAAUUUUCACAAACGGAAAGGAGGUCCGAAAUCUCUUUGAUUCAAUGCCUUCCGGAAGAAAAAGGAGACAGUUUUCACAAACGACAUAGAUAUUACCUUAUUGCAGCUAUUAUCCUAAUAGGAGUCCUAGUAGGAAUCCCAGUACUCCUGCGCAGGAAAGGUAUAAUUAAACUUGGAACAGGAAGAAGAACUGCUCAGAAUAACAGUCCAGUGAAUGGCUCAGGAGAACAUGAGCAACUUUUCCCUGGGAACAGCCAAAAACAAUCUAACUCAGAGGGAGCUGCAUUUUCACACCCUGUUCAUUGUGAGAAUGAAGAGCCUGAAGCAGACAGAGCAUUGAAUGAGAAUGACAGGGACGUGAAUGAGAAAGACAAGCACAUAGUUAAGAAUGGUGUAAAUCAGGAAGAAGUGACCCAGGAUACAGAAGGCGGAAAUGGGGGGCACCUGGACAACUCUUCCAGCUGCACUAAAGAAGAUCCUAAAGCAGAAGCAAAUAAUUGCUUUGUUACCCAAACAACUAUGGAAGAGAAGCAGUAGAAUUCAGUGAUGAAGGAGGUGCUACCUUUUCCCUUGAAGGGCUUCCACAAGCAAUGAAGUUGUCAGAGUGUCAUCAAGAAGCACUUUAAAGACAGGCUGAACUGUUUCCAGUGCCUAUUUUUUCUGGAAAGACAGCCUCCUUUUCUAGUGCUACUAUGUGAAGACAAAUAGGCCAAAUCAUGGACAAAAUCUUUUGAAUUAUUUUAUAUGAUUUUAACAAACCAUAUGGUUCAGCAUUUCACAAACCUUAUGGUUUGUUAUAUGGUUGGUUUUAUAGGUUUUUUUUACUAACACACUAAAGCCUCUUUGUAGUUGAUAUUUAGAAAUUUGCAAAGUUUUAUAUAUUUGCAUGAAUGUGGACAAAUCAAAAACUGAUGAGCUUUCACUUUUUUAUCAGUGCUUUUAUACAGUCAGAAAAAACCCUUCAUCCUUCAGCAGGCCCAGAUGGGUGGAAGUUUGCAUUUUCUAGUCUUGGUUCUAGACAAAGCUAUGUCCUAGAGUUGCUAGAUGCCUGGCGAACUGAUCAUGUCCUGACACUGGUUCAUUCUGUGAUAAAACUACAUUUUAGCUUAUUGUUGCACUGAAACAAAGGUGUUAUUAACAGCAGGUUUGGGCUUUUCCUAAAGCUUUUCAUAUUUUUUUAACUUUUAGGACUUUUAAAGCCUUUGCACUUCAUAUUCUUCUAAGAAUGUCAUCUCACUUUUACUCAUUCCUAGGAAAUAAUAGUAUGUUUUUAAGUUGCUUGAGACUAGAACAAAAACUUGAAAACUGAGGUUGCGUAUAUAAUGAAGUUUAAAAAUAAUCAAAAAGAAAAACACCAUGCAUUAAUAUUUUCAGAACAUCAAGCUAUAGAGUGUUUUUCAUUAUGUUUACAUGCUGGUUGUUUAUGAAAGUUGAAAGCCAAUUUAAUUCAUUUUGAACAUAGUAUGUGUAAAGAAUCAUGAAGGUUUGACACUGGUAACCAGAGAUCUGAAGCUUCAGGUUUCCACUCCCACAAUUCUCUCUGUAAAUAUUUGUAAUUUAUUAAAAAAAAAUACUCAAGAUGUAAAAAA